Molecule: messenger RNA, 9710 nt
Organism: Amoebophrya sp. A25
Lineage: Eukaryota; Dinophyceae; Syndiniales; Amoebophryaceae
Source: the annotation of a GenBank genome assembly
CCCAUCUCUUUGCAAUGCAUAUGCAGAUUGUAAAAACGAUAGCAUAGUAUUCUGAAUAUACGCAGAUAGACGCUUUCCGCACGACAAACAGGAUGAAGAACGGGAAGCGGCCUUCCCGCCGCCCGUCGGUGGAUGACCUCAUCGGAUUUGCCGGUAAGAAAUUUAUUGCAUCUUUCCUUUUUUUGCAAAAGCUUCACGCAACUGGUAGUGUCUUCUGCGUCGAUAACCGUGUCUUCUGCGUCGAUAACCGUGUCUUCUGCGUCGAUAACCGUGUCUUCUGCGUCGAUAAUUUAUCAUUAGUUACUAGGGAAGUUGCUCCUCUGGACCCCACGUGGCAAAUAUAGUGGGCUAGGAAGUUCCUUUUUACUGCAACGCGAUUCUUUUCGUUUUUUGCAAAAGCUUCACGCAACUGGUAGUGUCUUCUGCGUCGAUAACCGUGUAAAAAGAAAAUUUAUCAUUAGUUAUUUCUUUGCGCGUCAUUUUGCAUAUGAAACUCAAAACAAUUCCUCCUGCAGAUGCUCCUGCUCCAGUUGCGAAGCGUGAAAGAAAUACGGCACGAGUCCCUCGUGCACCUAGCCAGCAGAAGGCACCAAAAGGAGACGUGUUGAGAGUGCGGACAAGAGGUAAUCGUUACUAAGUACAAUUAACAUUCUCGAGGAUGGCAGGCAGAUGCGAAGAACAGUACCACAGCUUUCUUGUAUAGGAAAUAGAACAAUCAUCAACAUUGACACAACUUCUUCGUUGUCCCAGCACUUCCACAUGCGAGCAACUUUCACAGAUCAGUGUUAAUACAACCUCGUUGAUGUCAAAAUACACAACCUUCCACAGAUUAUUCCGAAACGCUCCCUUCGAUGGGUCGCGAUCAAAUGCUGUUCUACAUGGAGGAGAGCUACAACACUGGCACUUCUGGAGCCAAUAUAUCCCCUGGCCCGGGUCGUGGUGUGCGUGCAGGGCCUGACCGUGGCCGCGUACCUCCGCGAUUGAGCGUGGAGAGACCAGAACUGCAACCUCAGAUUUAUGGCUAUUGUGACAACUAUUUUACUGAUUGAGACUGUAGCUGCUGUCAUUGGAGGUAUUAUUAUGAUUAGUUUUCCAGUUUGUAUUUAAUAAAUAUCACAGACUCUCCUGAAACAAAGUAGUCCUAGCCGUCUCACAUCAAUCUACUUCUAAUCCUUCCAAGGCACGACGACUGGCAGGAAGUCGUUGGUCGUGCCACGAGAGGAGCAAGCUGGCCGCAGAAACCUGGAGGUGACCAUGCUGAACACCGAGAGUCUAAAAGUAGGUCAAAAACCGAGUAGACUGAGCAGCUAUGAGGACAAACAGCAGACGAAUGCACAGUACAAGAGGCGAAAUAGUUUAUGGACUGAAGAGGAUGAUUACUAGAUAGCUGAUGCUGUGUAAUGAUUCUUUGGGGUGAGUGCAAAUGCGCUUGCAGGUCAACAUUUGUAAUUAGUGUGCUUAAUGAAAAAGUAGAUGAUCUGUUGAUGGUAGGAGCUCACAACAAACUACCUCAUGAAAACAACAUGUAGACCUACUCCACCUGAUGAUCAUCCGCCCAUUUCCCCACCCUGUGCCUCUUCAUCCCUCUUCUUCGGAGACGGUUCCACCGCCGUUCAGGACUUCGCUUCUCGCAAGCUGCCACAAGGACCACCGUUGCUCAAUGUGGAGAAGAUUGACGUGCAAGGGCUGCUACAUCUAGAUGCAACGACACGGAAUCCGAAUAUUCUCAAAACCAGUUUGGUGUCUCCUGGUGGUUUCUCACUUGGUGGAGGACUGGAUGCGAUUCGGAGUGCUGGUAGUAGACCUCUAGGAGAACAGAAUAAACCUACUGCUGCUGCUGCUAUAACAAGUGGGGCAGAUGUUGACAAAGAGGACACUACUGGGGAGCAGAAGGUCAAGAGUGUGAGGGGAGCUAGUGUGGACCGAAUCGCUUUUGGCAAACUAGAAUCGAUGAAAACUCAGGUGUCUGAACGGUUUGCGGCACUCAAUGCAGCACCAAGGAAGCUGCAAGUGUUAAGACGGGUGAAGUGAACUGUUGUACCAAUAAAUGGAGUUUUUCUACAACUGUAGAGUACAAACAGACGGCGCCCCUUACUAGGAAAAGGAAAUCAUGGUUAGCAUGGUAAAUACUAUCAAAGAUCCUUAAUUCCACUACCUCUUCAUCUUACUUCUAAAACACGAAGACCUGAGAACAAAAGUAGGCCUGCCGACGAAUUUUAUGCCGGAUAGUACUCCGCAAAUCGGGUUGGUUGGACGUGCUGAUACAUUUGCUAGUGGGGACGAAAGGUUGUUUGCAAUGCAAGCAGCCAUGAGCGGGCAUCGUCAACUCGCUGCUCCGAGUAUACUCGAGUUGGGAGACAUCGAUACUCCAAGGUAAGUAGUUCUUACCUUAUAGUGACGAGAGCCGUAGCAUUAUUAGAUAUCGAUACUCGAGGACCUCUGUUCUUGAUGUGAAGUUGAAGUGAGGCUGGUACUGUUUCUUCUAGUAACGCUAAUGUCAGUGCCUCUACUUCAUACAUCACAAAUAAUGUCGCUUACCAGCAACAUAUGAAUUGCCAAAUUUCUCUAAAACAGGCUGAGUCCGAUUCGACGGCCUCCGCUGCGUGUGAACGAGCUUCAGAGGAGUGCUGGGGUUGAUGUCUUUUCUACACCGAUCCAUCACAAACGGGAGCAACCUGGUGUCUCCCCUGACGAUAGUAAUGCUUCUGGCCCAGCAGAGGUUGGGCGGUCGGGACGCCGCAACAGACCGAGUAAGGAACCGGACAGUACUCAAGCGUUGAAGAGUACAUUGUUGCGUGUACGAACCUCCGCGGAGGAGAUGGAGGACGUGGAGGAAACGGAAGAAGCGAGACGUGCAAGGGAAGAAAAGACUGCAGCUGCGGUUGCGAAAGCUUAUGACUUCUAAUGAGAAAUUCGCUGAAGUUUUUGUUUUCCAUUAGUUUCAGGUGAAUGCUCUUGCUCAACAACCUCUUGUUCGGAAGAGGUGCAGAACCGUGGAUGCUUACCCUGUUUUUAACUAUCAGAAUUAAUAUUUUUCUGAAGUAGGGUUUCUUGGGUUUCCUUCCCAUUUGAUUUCUAAGAACCAUUGUCUCCGGCGACUCGAAGCGGCAUCACAAAAGCGCGCGUAGUCGGUGGCGUCUUAGUCGUGGAGGGCGAAGAAAACCGGGCACGACAUGCGAGCCCUUGGCAUCGACGCUACAGAACUAGUGCUGAUGUUGACAACAGUAAAGUAGACGAUAUUGCUAGUAGUGUUGGCGGAGCUCCGUCAUCUGUAAUUUCUGGCGGCACAGCUGGUAAGAUGAACGGAGGUCCUAAGAUAGGCAUAGGCAGUUCAUCGAGUAGGUUCUUGCCGACAAAACGUACCAUUGUCCAGUUUGCUCCGAAUCAUGUGGGGGGUGGGGGUGGUGCAUCUAGUGUGGAAACAUCAAGUGUCGCAGUAGUAAUGCAACAGCAGAUGAUCAGCUUCAAUCAAGAAGACGCUGAGAUGACUGGACCUGGAGGUGCUCCAAUGAGCGGACGACUUAGCUUAGGUGGUGCUGGUGGUGUACCUGCAGGAAGUGUACAACAACUUAAUGGUAUCAGUGGAAAAUUAGGCGGACUCAACGUCGCAACUAUGGGUGGCCCUAACAAUGGCCCCUUUGGUCAACAGAGUACUGACGAAGCAGGGCUAGUUGUUCCGCCUUCGUCUUCAACGUUGGGGAUCGCGAGACACGUGCCGAAUUAUGCCACCGGUGCGCUUUUCAGCGGUAAUGCGGGUGUGCAGUUCAUCCAAAGUCGAGGUGCUUAUGAGAAUCCUCGCUUCGACGAUCCGUUAUCCCGAACGGUCACUAGUGUUGGCACUGUGAUCAUGAAUGGGAACGAGUCGAAAUCGGUGUCGAAGAGUAACUUAGACGCGAAUAGGAGACAGCAAGUUAUGGUGGGAAAAUAUACAUAUGUUUUACAAUGCUGAAAAUAUAUGAAUUUCUCACUCGUCGUACAACCAUUGUCAUGUUCUUUGGACUUCACCUAGCAUGUUACCAGAAAUUCACGAAAUAGUUCAGAUCUUUGUUGACGUGCCAUGCUUCGUACAAAUUCGGACAGAACAAUUUUCCAUUCUUUAGAAAAAUAUCUUCUAACGCACCCGGAACUGCAGGCAUGCUAUCACAACAAAGCUCUGUUGGGGCGCUUCCGCAGCCUGGUGGAUUGCCCUUGCCCUCACUCUUGACGAACGAACCGCCGCAGCUUCCGAGGAUGAUGUUGGAACUGUCUGACGCUGGCUCGCCACGUCGUCUUACAGAGAAAGCUGAGAAGCUGUCGCAACAAGGACUGUUAGCGUUGCAGGGCGAGCAACGACAGCUGAACGAUUUGGCGGUCAUUGAGGAUCCGACAGUAGCAAGUGAUUUUGCGCCAGGUCCACGGACGAACAAUGCAGUUCCUAGGAGCCGUGGACGCAAUGUUCUCACGGCUUCUCAAGGGCCUCUAUCGACGUCUCCAGCCAGUUCCAUAGCUUCGACUCCGCGACGUCCUCUGCCUGCGGACAUAAGACUGCCGCCACCUGCGCGUAGCUGGUCGCCGUCCGAAGACAAUAUGGUGGCUCGCGGCGCAGCAGUCCUGGGCCAAAUGACUAUGCGCAGGAUGCAAAGGGAGCAGGCUGGAGGAGGGUCUACACCACGAGUGGAGGCUGGAGCUGGUGCUGGGAAAAACGUACAUAACUACCAGACUAUCUUCUUAAUCAUUAUUAUGAUCUAUCAUUGAUGACAACCAUGUACGUACUGCUUCUAGUUGUUAUUGAGCUAGGUAGACAAACCUCAUCUUACGAUUAUCUUUUUAUCUUAGCCAUCUUGUGAUUAUCUCGUCAUGUUGGUAUUUGUUCCAACAACACUCCACAGACCACAACACCCGCUCCGCUGAAAAGUCAAGAACAGCUAGAAGCGGCUUUGCGCACCGUGCAGGACCAAGUGCAACAAGUGGCCAGUGUCGUGUCUGAGUUGGCACAUCAUAUCGCGAGACCGCAUCUUUCGGCUGCGAAGCUCUAUGAGCAAGAUCCCAGUCUUGAAAGGCCUGUGGCGCUUUCUCGACGGGCAUCAAACGGUGAGGUCCUGGAGAUGCGGACGCCGCGAGAUAUCGGCGAAGGGGAGGCAGUGGCCCCUGUGAGUGAGGAGACGUUAAGACUACAAGAACAGUGUGAAUAUACUUUUAUUAAACUGAUUCUUUUUCGGUUUUUGUUUUUUUCGGUUUUUGUUUUUUUCUAGUUAGAUAUGCUCGACCAACUUUAUUAAAUUGAUUUUUGAAAAUACAUUUGUUCGUCUUAACAAUAUCAUGCCUAAGAAUCAGUUGUGAACAAGACUUUUUGUUCAACAAAUACUGCUCAGCAGAAAUAGAAUGGAUGAAAAUAUAUACACGGCUCAGCAGAAUGAAUGAAUAUGACAAGAACAUGUUGUUAUUCCAAUCGUCGCAAGAUCAGUCUUGAUCUCUUGAUAUCCCUCUUAUGUUAUUCCAAUCGCCACAAGAUCGGUCUUGACCUCUGUUGAUAUCCCUCUCUUCUAAGCAAAGGCGAAGACAAGAGUCCGAGUCGCGGUGUCGCCCUGAUCAACAACCUGGCCGAUGCCAUUGAAGAUGCAACAGGUUCGCCAGGAGUUUCAGUGGCCGCAGUAGAAAGCGUACUAGACGAGGACGCCCGUGCUGCAGCCUUGGCUCAAGCCAGCGAGGCCUUGGAGGCACAAAAGCAAUUGGCUAGCAAGUUGUUGGAGCAGAUUUCCAGUAGUGCUGAAGGUCCUCCGGAACAACAAGCUGCUCCAGGACUAGGCGAAAAUGCUCCUGUACUAGAGGGAGCCGCUUCAGGUGCUAGUGCAGCUUCUGUAGCUGCUGAGAAGAGCAGAGCUGAACCUCUGGAGGCGGGAACUGAAGACGAUCCAAUUUGGAGGCCAACAGUAACAGAGGAUGUAGAAGGGGAGGGAACUGUAACUGAGGGCAAGGCUGUUGAGGAGUCUGCGCUUCCAGUUGCUGAAGUAGGAGAAGAACCCGGACCAGCAGUAGAGGUUCCGUUAAGGCUGAGACUGGUAGUUUGUUUCACUAGUUAUUAGUUGCAGUCGUGUGACGUCCUUGGAUUGAUAAAAAUGUCCUUGAAGGAACAAAGUUUGCGCAACAUGAAGUUUGUUAUGAAUGAAGCUCUAAUCCAUGGCGCGGAUGAUCCCGAAGCAAAAGACAAUGAGGCCAUUCCUACCGUUGAAGAUCCAGAAGUCGUGGCUACGCCUGCUGACGGGGAUGGCGCUGCGGACGAUGCGGAUGAGAAGGCAGAGGCGAAAGCUCCAGCAAAGAAAGCAGCGAAGAAAGCAGCGUCGGCGAAGUACCUUGUCUGUGAUUUUGAUAGUCUGGUUUGAAGAUGAUGAUUCUUUAUCCCUUAUAAACUUUUUUCUUGCUUUUUCCGAUGUUGCGCACGAUCAUAGAUCCCUAUACGAGUUACCACACACCUCUCCCUACCAGGUCCACUGGUGACGCCGCUGCUAAGGCUAGUAAGAGCAAGGCUGCCGCUGGCAAGAGUCCUGCAAAGAGUGGCAAAGCUGCUUCACCUGAUAAAAAAGCAGCUAGCGCUGGAGCUGAAAAGAAAGCAGCCGCAUCAUCAGAAAAAGCUGCCGCAUCAUCGCCAGGUGCAGAUAAGAAGGCAGCUGGCGCUAAGGCUGCUGGUGCUAAGGCAGCCGCGAAGAAAGAAGUCCCAGUCAAGGCAGAAGCUUCUAGUACUAAAGCGGACUCCGGAAAAGCCUCUCCCAGUAAAGCCAAAGCAAAAACUGGUAAGGCAGCUGCUGGCGCUAAAGAGGAAGCUGCUACACCGAAGCAGGCAGCUACAGCAAAGCCGAAGAGCGGUAUUCUCAAAACGGGAAGCACCGCAAAGGAGUCGACUGAGGUAGAAAAGGCAAAAGAAGUCGUUGUUGUUGCUGGCGCUGCAGCAGCUGCUGAGUCGCAACCUGGUGCAGAAGCUGCUGAGUUGGCAGCUACAACUGCUACAACUGCUCCCACUGCUCCCGAGCCUAAAGCCGAGAAAGCUGCCGCGGUUGCUAAAAAAUCGACAGAAGACAGUGCUAAGGCAGGUUCGAAAGCGAAAGCUACAACCGCGAAGGCUGACGCGAAACCGAAGGCGAAAGUGGCAGCUAAGAAAGCUGCUGGGGGGAAGGCGCCUGCUGCGAAAGCGCUGUUCUACAGCGAUCGUGAGGUGGAUACAAGUUACGGCUCUCGGUCAAAAUAUAGGUUUUCUUCACUGCAGGGCCUCAGAUUCCUCAAUGAAUGUGUCAAUGACUGACUGAACUUGCUUGGAAAUAAAUGAAUGACGAAGCAGUACCAACCUCUAAACCAAACUGGACGUCGCCCCUCUGCAUUACUACAGUACUGUGAGUUUGCGAGGCCGCACUGCAGCCCUGAUGAGCGCCAAGAAGCAGGAGCCCGCUCCGUCUAGUGCUGUAUCCAAAGCGCCUAUGACCAUGAUUGCUCCAGAAAAAUUGCUGGCAUCGCUCAAUCUCUCUGGGCCAUCCGCGUUUCCGCUCUCUAGUAUUAUGGCUUGAACCACUAGUGAAUGAAGGAGCCUGCUCAGACUCACUGUUUAAAGAGGUCGCUUUAACAUCAUUAAUAUCAUCUAGGAACUCUUUAUGGAUUCAUCAUGAAGCAUAGGUAGGCAGGUAGGGCCACAUCUAACAAAAGCAUCACCACCGCCGCAUCCUCGCAACCCUUAGCCGGCACUUCACGAAGUGCAUUCGGUUCCAGCAGCGUCGCACGACCCAGCUUGCAAGUCCGAUCUCCCCCUACUGCUGCAGAACCCUUUUAUCCGAAGAGAGUCAAUGUCGUGCUCGAAAUGACUGCACCAACACAAGCACAAGAUGUUUCCAAUUCGAACGAAGCUUCGUGUUCCAAGAGCAUGAUGAAUUUGCAAUUGUCCGACUCCGACUCUUGCACUAUGCUGAACACUGAUUGCGAGCUUGUUGUGGAGGACAGAAUUCGCGAACCGGAGACGUUACCACGUAUGGAGCUUUUUAGUAAGACAACAUCUUCUGUAUCUGUGGGUGAGAAAGAGGAAGUAGAAGAAGGUUCGAGAACUGCUCCAACAACUACGGAAGAUGAAGAAACUACUACUACUACUACAACUAGUGCAGCAGAUUGGGAUGUUGGUCAUGUAAUUGUUGUUGACCACCAAGAAGAAACUACUACUACAACUAGUGCACAGGAGGAUCUUCAGGAGCUCUCGCACAAAGACGAUUAUUUAGAGCUAACAGCUUCUUCCCUCGAUGCGCACUCCUGCGGCUCUGAAGGUCUCGUUACACUGGAACCAGUCACUUCCUCCUCUGGCAGCGAGGAUGAGCCGGUGUCAGCGCGCAGCCAGGUGCAGACGCGCAAGUGGGAAACCCAACCUUGCGCAAUCGCAGAGCCAGCAUCACCACUGAAGGCGUUGCAGGACAAUCUUCUUCGAAAUAGGACAAAAAGUGAAGAAGAAAUCGUGCUAACAUCUUCAGGAUCAUCUAGUGAAGUAGAAAAUGUUGGUGCUUCUGCUUUUGAAGGAGGACAGGCAAGAACAUCUGGAGAAGGCUACCGUGAAAACGUCGCUGAUGGAAACAAUGGUGCCAAAGGUGGCAGCUCGUCUACAUCGGCUUCUCUUGAAGAUGAAGAUCCUGUUUGUACUAAUGACGCUGCUUCUUCUUCUUCUGGCAUCAUCACAUUUAGUUCACUUGAGCAGGGUCUUGGCAGUAUCGGUUCUCUGUCGGAGGAAGAUGUACGAACUGUAGGAACGUUGUCGGACAUCGAUGCGGUGAUUUGCUCUACUUCGGGUUCGGUUGUGCAGGAAAACUAUCCCAACAAGACUGGGACGGGAACCACUAGUGGAAACAAGAGUCGUGAGAAGCCGACUUGGGCACGUGGAGGUGGAGGAAAUCACUCUGCAGAAGCAGAGUCUGGAGUGAAGAACUCAACACCAAGAAAGAGCGUGAAACGCGUUAAAACAGCUUCUCGGGUUAAGGCUGCUCGUGGAGGAAAGCGUAUGGGUGAAACACCGAAGUGAAAAUCUUAGGAAAAACUUAGGUAGUAGUUUAUUUGCAUGAUCAGAGAUUCGGACGUACAUACUCAUCACUACUAACUACAUGUUCAAAAUGUUUGGGGAAAAGUGAUAGAUUCAUGUACAGAAUAAAGGCGAACGUAAAAGAAUUUGAAUACGAUACCUAUUUUCAAAGAAAUUCUUCUUAGCAACGUCUAACAAAAACUAUUGUGCUUUGCACUGAAAUUUACAAGUCAACAAUUUUCGUAUUUACAACAUUCAUGGCCAUGUCGGACUAUUUACUUGGAUAGAAACUACAGAGAGACAAGCAUGAUCUAUUGAACUAUAUCAGAACGUAGUCUUGCAGCAACAACUUAGCAACAAAAACAACAAGCUUACACAUGACUUCUACAAAACAACAAGCAUUCGAUGCCUGUACUUUACUUCUUCAAAUGAGAAAACGCAAGCAUAGAGAGCUCUUGUAGGGUAAUGAGAAUCAAGUAGUCUUACGGUGAUAGAAGAAAUUUAGGGAAAGUGAACGUCUGUAAAUUACAAUUGAACAAUUCAUUGGAAAAACGAUGGUGCUAGAGGACCUUCAAUAAAGAUAAAGAUUUGUAUUCUCAUAGUAUUUGAUGCUCAGUUGAAAGGGAUUUUUGAGUUAUGUUGAAGAGAAAAUAUAAGCACGCUUCUAGAUGAAACAUUUCUAAAUAAUGCCGACGAA